GCCACAGCCGGUGGGUCUCUCCGCAAUGCUGCAGUGCAAACACACUCAGGAAUUCAGCUUCGGGCCCCGGGCUCUGAAGGACGCGCUGAUCUCCACCAACCCAGCCCUGCAGGAGCUCUAUGCCAAAGCUUUCUCCAGGGCGGAGAAGCUGUUCCUCUCCGAGGCCUACAACCCGCAGAGAACACUCUUCUGCACGCUGCUCAUCCGGACAGCUUUCGACUGGCUCCUCAGCCAUCCCGAUGCCCCUGAGGACUUUGAGACGUUCUAUCACGCCAUGCUGAGGAGGAAGCAGAACUUCUAUAGAAAGCACAUUUACCUGCAACCUAUAGACUUAAUCGAAGGGCCUGCUGGGCUCUCGCUGCUGGAUUCCCUCCAGAGCUGCGUGGAGUCUUUCUUCCUGGGGCUCCGUGUGAAGUGCCUUCCCUCCAUCCCCAUCUCUUCCAUUCACUGCUGCUACCGCCACAGCCGGGACUCGGACAGGGUGCAGCUCCACGCAGAUGGGAUCUUGAAUUUCCUGAAGAACAACAAGCCCAUGGAUGCCCUGUGUGUCCUUGGGCUCACUCUGCUGGACCUUUAUCCAUGUGAGACCUGGAGCUUCACAUUCAGCAAAUUCCUGCCAGGACAAGAGGUGGGAGUCUGCAGCUUCGCCAGAUUUUCUGGGGACUUCCCCCAGGCUGGCUGUAGCAGUUUGAAUCCACUCACGCAGAAGGAACGGUUGUGUGAAGUCAGCAAGGAAAGCCGAGACCGGCCAUUGCCAUUCAGUGCCCAAGAGAUGGUCCAGUGCUGUAAGGUGACCUGUCAUGAGAUAUGUCACCUGAUGGGGCUGGGGACCUGCCGCUGGCUGCAGUGCAUCAUGCAGGGCGCGCUGAGCCUGGACGAAGCCCUGCUGCGGCCCCUGGAGCCGUGUCCCAUCUGCCUUCGGAAACUGCAGCACGUCGUGGGCUUCAAACUCAUCGAGCGCUACAGGAAGCUCUAUGCUUGGACACAGACUGUACUGUCCACGUGGCCAAGGCAAGAGUCAGCAGACCUGUCCGCCUCAGAGGACAUCCUUCCGUUCAGCUCCGACUCUGGGAUGUGCUGCGAGAACGACUCAGAGGCUGUGACCUCCCUGUCCGAGCCGCUGGACGAGCACUCGUGUUCGCUGGCGGAGGCGCACAGCCAGCCCCAGCUCGCCGGGCCCACCAAGUCCACAGAUACCAUUAAAGAUUACGAACUGUGGCUGGAGACGUGCAUUGCUGCCCUAGAGAGGAACGUCUCUGAGGAGGAACUGGCGCAAGUCGACAAGGCCGUGGACGCCCUGGCGAAGUGGGAAAUGUUCACAGGACAACUGCCUGCUAUGAAGAAGGACCUACUCUUUGCUAGGGACAACACUGGGCUACGGAAAGUUCUCGGAGACAAAUUUUCCUCCCUGAGGAGGAAACUGAGUUCCAGAAAACUGUCCAAAGGGGAAUCGUCCCCUCAUCAUUGGCGGUGGGAGGAAAACUAG
This is a messenger RNA of Opisthocomus hoazin, 1486 nucleotides long. The record is from RefSeq and is a predicted model, not a curated record. NCBI's taxonomy places the organism in Eukaryota, Metazoa, Chordata, Aves, Opisthocomiformes, Opisthocomidae.